Molecule: messenger RNA, 3146 nt
Organism: Rhopalosiphum maidis (corn leaf aphid)
Lineage: Eukaryota; Metazoa; Arthropoda; Insecta; Hemiptera; Aphididae
Product: nose resistant to fluoxetine protein 6-like
Exons: 14
Coding region: 323-2515 (730 amino acids)
Molecular function (GO): acyltransferase activity, transferring groups other than amino-acyl groups
Source: RefSeq, a predicted model, not a curated record
GAACUCCGGUGUAAGACUAUUGCUCGUCGUGGACUUUGUCACAGCCACAACACCGUGAGUUUACGAUCAUUUCCCCUUAUAAUUAUGCAUAGCAGUAAGCUAUUUUAACUUUGUUUUUAUUUCAUUUAUUUAUGAUUUUGUUGUUUAAUGUAAUAAAGUAACUAUUUUAUUUCAAUUAAAACGUCAAGUGUUGUAAUUUAUAACUACAUACCUUUCUCACUACCAACUCAAAUUCAACCAAGAACCGUGCUACGUCGUUUAAAUAAUAAUUAGUACGUGGUCAGUGUCCUUCACAGCGAUCACUACAUCAUAUUUAAGAACAAUGUGGCUUGAAUACAUUUGGAUAGCAUUAACUGCUACAGUUGUAAUAACAAACAAAAGUGUAUCUCAUGCUCAGAGUCACAACGCUAGUGAGUCUAAAACAACGCGUCAUCUAGGAAAUGAUGUAGUUCAGAAACUACACGAUGAUACACUAAAUACAAAAAACAUCACACCAAUUAUAGAUAAUGAGAACAAAAUUAAUACCAAAACAUUGUUUGGAGAUAUUAUUGCGAAUAGUAUGAACAACUUUUUACCUUUUUCUAAUGCCAAUGAAAAUUGUACUAAAGAUGGUCGACAUUUCGUGAAUGAUUUAAAUAACCAAACACUAUGGGCUGUUAAAAUGUACACGUCUUCGUCUAAAUAUCCUGGAUCAAUUUUAUCCGGCGACGUCAACGAAUUGGGAUACUUUGACCAGUGCAUGCGCGUGUCAUCAAAACGUCUUGGGAUUAACGGAGCGUACGCCAUAGCCAACGUACGUUUCCACUUAGCUGCAGACGAAGAACCUCCCGGACCUCUUGACCAAUUCGACAUAAUCAAAGCGGAUCGGGAACGAUCGAAAAGGGAUCCGUUGGAAGUAGGACCGGAAAACCUAUUAUGGGGGUUGUGUUUUCCAGACUCGUGUACCAACGAAGACAUAAGAUUAUCCGUCGAUCGCGCGUUGGCGCCGGCUUUCCAGGCGCACAAUAUCAGCGUGAAAGUCGCAGUGUCUCCGUUGAUGUACACCUCUAAGAACACGACGUUAAAGUAUACCAAUGCAGUUUUGAUCAUCUAUGGAAUAUUUAUCGUGGGCUGUGCGUUGAUGAUCGCCGGGACGUUGUACGAUAUAUUUACAGAUCACUCGAAACCCGGAAAAUGUUCUUUUACCAGUAAGUGCUUAAAUUCGUUCUCGGUGAUAACAAAUAUGAGAAACUUAACGGAAGAUCCAAAAACCAAAGACUUUGCUGUAACCAAUGGGCUUAAAACUUUGGGAAUAAUCUCCGUAAUAAUCGGUCAUAGAGUAGCGCUAAACUUAGGAAUCCCAUCCUCUGAUCCAGAAUACUCGGAACACAUUUUUACCGAUUUUUGGUGGUCGUUCCUCAAGUCUCCGGUAGCAGUUGAGAUAUUUUUUGUAAUAAGUGGAUUUUUUACAUACGUCGUGAUCGAAGAGCGUUUAAGGAAUAGAAAACCAUUAAAGUUUAUAUUCUUAAUGAUUUACCGAAUAAUCAGAAUUUUCCCAAUGUAUAUUACUGUUAUUGCAAUAUUUGCAUUUAUUUUACCUUAUAUGGGUGAUGGCCCACUGUGGAAACUUAUUGUUUACCCCGAAGCCGAGUUUUGCCGGAAAAACUGGUGGACCAAUCUAUUGUUUAUAAACAACUAUGUACAUUCAAACGAAAUGUGUAUGGUACACGCGUGGUACUUGGCAUGUGACAUGCAUUUUUUCAUAGUUGGAAUUUUCUUGACCUAUAUUAUAUGGAGAUGGAAUAAAGCCGGUAUUGUUAUUUAUGGCAUUCUCUUUGCUAUAUCUAUUUAUAUACCUGCAAAAUCAAUUUAUGAUAAUAAACAAUGGGGAGUAAUGCCAUACUUCCAUGGUAAUAUUAAAAGUCUCAGGACAACUGAACAUUUCCAAAAAGUUUACAUAAAGAGUCAUUACAGGAUUACUACAUACCUCGUUGGUCUGGCAGCCGCUUUUAUAUACUUGCGUAUUAAACAAUCUAAAUUAAAAUUUUCAUUAGAAAGUAGAAUAAUAGGAUUUAUGACAUGCUUAUUGUUGCAUAUUGCCUGUUACAUUGUUACCGGCUACUUAUAUUUGCCAGGCCUUACGUACAAUCCAUGGAAUCACAUAAUAUACUUCACGUUCCAGAGAAUCGUAUAUUCGUUGACCAUAUCGUACUUACUUGUCGUCAGCUCUUUAUCUAAUUUUGGUUUUAUCAGCAGUUUUAUUGAGUGCAAACUUUUCACUGUCAUAUCAAGGUUAUCGUACGUUCUGUAUCUGACACAUUUUAUUGUUCAGUUGCAAAGUAUUGGUCAAAUCCGUCAACCACAAUAUGGAAACUUUUGGACAUUGUAUUGGGAAAUCAACGCCGAUUUAAUAACAGCUCUAUCGUACUCUAUAUUUUUUAAUCUAAUUGUGGAAGCACCGUGCAGGAAAAUAUUUAAGGAACUUAUGAAUGUAUUUCUUAAAGCCGAGAAAGAAUCGGAUUCGACUGAAUCAUAAUGUGGACAAUGGGAGUAACGUCCAAAUACCAAAUGUAGCUCCUUCGUAUUUAAGAUAAGCUCAAAAACAUUAAGCUAAAUGCCUCUUUAAUAUUAUACUGUAAAACCAUAGUGAAUAUUUAAAAUGUGUAAUAUAUUAUAAUGUAUCUAUUUUAUUUAUACAUAUUAGAUAUGAUGCUAGAAUAACAAGUCAGCGCGUGUUUGUUUUAAUGGAAAACAAAUAUACAAAUUAAUUUUAUUUAAUUAACAUUGAAGAUUUACAUUCGUUGAAUUAAUUUACUUCGCAAUAUUAUAGACCUUUUACUUUAUUGUAAUCAGAAAAAAAUCAAAUAAGUAGACAUUGUAUUGUACCGUGUAUUGUAGUACUAGCUAAUUCUUCACUGUGCAGUCAACUACAAGAAAUAUAAUUAUUACAAGUUAAAAUAUGUAUAUUAUAAAUUAUAUAAUUAUUUAAUAUUACAUUUUAUUUUUAUUUUUUGUUGCAAGUAAGUUAUUUAAGUCUCAAUACAUAAUACAGUGACAUAUUUGCAGGGAGAAUGAAUCCACUAUUCAUGACUUAUUUUACCAUAUUGUAUUUCAAAGAAAAUAACAAUAAUAUAAGUUCAUAUACAUGACAACUGUUAUAAUAUAGA